GAUUCGAAAGGUUAAGGCACCUGCUUCUAACCAGUAUCUCUCUUUACUUUCAAAUAUGUUCGAUAAAUAAGCCGGACUUUGUUUUCGCUUCACGAAGAACAAUGGCAAGUUGCAGAUCGGUUUUCUUCAUUUUCGUACUUUUUUGCAUAUCAAUUCUCUCCGAGACGAACUCUGACCCCCUCCAAAUCCAUGAAAGGAUUGAAGAAAGAAAACCCAAUUCGAGGGCUGUCGUAAAUUUGAAAGGUGGCCCUGAUUCUGUAAUCUGGGUGGUUCAGCUCUCUGAUCUUCAUUUCAGUGUUUUUCAUCCGGAUAGAGCUCUUGAUUUUAAGAGGCUUGUUGCUCCAGCUCUUGCUAUGAUAAACCCAGCUCUGGUUCUGAUCACUGGUGAUCUAACAGAUGGGAAGAGCAAAGAUUUGUUAAUAAUGAAACAAGAUGAAAAUGAGUGGAUUGAAUAUCAAAAAGUAAUGGAAGAUGUUAUUGGAAGGAGUGGACUUGACAAGAAUAUAUUCUAUGAUCUUAGAGGAAACCAUGAUAAUUUCGGUGUACCGAAGGUCGGUGGUUCAUUUGAUUUCUUUUCUAAGUAUAGCAUCAAUGGAAGAUUAAGAAGAUAUGGAAAUGUGCAUAGUGUGACUAUAAAGAAUGGUCAAUGGAAGCAUCUAUUUGUUGGGUUUGAUAACACAAUGUCCAUUGGUUUAAGGGGCCCAACUAACCUUUUUGGGCAUCCUACUGAUCAACUACUUGCUGAUAUAGAUAUUGAGCUUUCACAAUGGAAUUCUGAAUUAACAAAACAGUUAACAAAGAUAUCCUUUGGGCACUUUCCACUUUCAUUCUCAGCAUCCACAGAUUCCAGCAAGAGUCUGAAAGAUGUUUUUUUCAAGCACUCUCUAUCAGCCUACCUAUGUGGGCAUCUUCAUACAAGGUUUGGUAAGAAUUUGAAGCGGCAUCAUUUGCCAGAUGAUCAUUUCUUAUCAUCAGAGAAGUAUUUCCAGCUAAAUAUCCACCAGACACCUAGAGGAACUAAUGUGAACCAUCUGAAUUGUUCUAUUGGAGCCCCACCAGUGGAAGAAUUCUGGGAGUGGGAGAUGGGUGAUUGGAGAAAGAGUAGGGCCAUGAGAGUGUUGGCCAUUGAUGCAGGUCAUGUUUCAUUUAUCGAUAUUGACUUCAAGUUAGGAGCUAAAAAAACUAUUAUACUGCCCACAUUUCCGCUAGAUUCUCGCUUCAUGCUCACAGCUUCAUAUCAUCAAGAAUAUGGUUGUCACUCUAUGGAUCCCUCAUCUUAUGAAACCAUUAGAGCUCUGGUGUUCUCAGUUCUUCCAAUUGUGUCAGUUGUGGCAAGGAUAUAUGACUCAAAGCCUGGAUAUCUCCAAAUGAUCAUGGAGGCAUCUAUGAGAAAGAAUGAGGAGAACUCCACCAGGGGAGAUCUUUAUAUCAUCCCAUGGAAUUGGAGAGCAUUUGAGGACCUAUCUCCUGAUCGGUUUUGGCUACAAAUAGAAGCAACUGAUGCCACAGGUAGAUCAACUUUAAGUGAGUUAAGACCAUUUUCAGUUAAUGGUCUCAGUGCAAAACUCAAUUGGAAGUGGAAGGAAUUUCUAGUGAUGGGUUGUCAAUGGGCUGCCUUGUAUUACCCAAUUCUCUGGUCUGCCUUCUUAUUUAUUUUCUCCAUGCUACUUAUUCUGACAGUUCUUUUCUUCUGUUCAAAGAAUCAGUACACAAAUAAGAAUUUGAGUCUUAACAAGGGCUUCUUAACUUGUAUGUUAUUGUUUUUAACAGAGUCACAUAAAGUCUUACAGGUAUGUUUUGGCAUGCUAGCUUACUUGUUCUACCUGAUAUUCUUUCCUUGGUGCUUCGGAAAAGUUUUCACUGAAGGUCAGGUUAGAGAAUACAUGACCUACAAGGGUUGGGUGGUGAAUAUCUCUAAUGAGAGUGACAAACGCGUUUAUGUUGGGUAUCCAGAUGUAAUGGUGGUUGUCCUACCCCACCUCGUUUUUGUGGUCUUGCCUGCUAUAUUGGUUAUAGGAGUAUUGGCUGCUGAAAGAGGGGCUUUCAGGGUUCACUAUCUGUUGCUUUCAGGGAAGAAAGAAGAUGACUAUGAUCAGAAGAACAAGAAAUCAUCAAUGUAUGUUCACAAGGAAAAUAAAAGAUUGAAGUUGUUCCUUGGUGGGCGUUGGAUAAGAAAACUUCUCUUGGUGGUGUGCUUGAUUAUUUAUUGGAAACAUUGGAGGCAUUGUGAGGCUUUGAUGAAGGCUUAUGAAAUGAACCCUUUCCUUCAUUUCCCAGUAUAUUGCUUUUCAAUUCCAUUCUUAUUGGGUUAUGCUAUUUACAAGACCAUGGAAAGUUAGAUAUGGUAGCUGAUUUCCUUAUGAGUUUUUCAGGUUCUUUUAUGUGGUAUGUUAACCGGCACAUGCUUGGUCAGAUAGGAUCUGAUGCAGACUACUGUGUUUCAUUCAGCUUACAAGCUGAAUAUUGAGGUCUUCAACUAAGGUCCUAACUGAUAUAGAAGAAUUUUGGUAACUGGUGGAGGAACCUUAUCUUCAAAGAGUUGUCAGUGUAGCAGAAAAGGGAAGCCGGAAUCACAUCUCAUGUGCCACUCAGGCAUGUGACUUUUCUUUCUUGGUAUUGACAUACAAUAACUCUGUUAACAUCCCUUAAAUUCGUUACACUGUUCAUGCUGUAUGCCAAUUUGACUCAGCUUUCAACACAUUUUUAUAUUGAAAUGUUAUUAUUAUGUAUUGCUUCAUCAUUGAAAGAAAAGGAUGUUAUGUAUUU
Molecule: messenger RNA, 2766 nt
Organism: Nelumbo nucifera (sacred lotus)
Lineage: Eukaryota; Viridiplantae; Streptophyta; Magnoliopsida; Proteales; Nelumbonaceae
Product: Calcineurin-like metallo-phosphoesterase superfamily protein
Molecular function (GO): hydrolase activity
Source: RefSeq, a predicted model, not a curated record